AUGGCCUUCGAACGGAUCUGUCUCAUCGGCGCCUCGGGCAACCUAGGCCGCCUGAUCCUCAAACACCUUUUGGCGUCCCCGCAAAAUUUCCAUGUCAGUGUUCUAUCACGCAAUUCGUCUCCGGCGAAAUUCCCAGAUGGUGUAACUGUGGUCCGCGUCGCCGACGACUACCCCGUGGCAGAACUCACGAGGACAUUCAAGGACAAUAGUAUUGAUGUGGUCAUCUCGGCGAUAUCCAUGAUGGGCAUGCACGAACAGUACAAGUUCAUCGAGGCGUGCCUGGGCGCGGGUGUGAAGCGGUAUUUCCCCACAGAGUUCGGGCUUGAUGAUCUGCCGGAUUGGUUGUUGCAGUUACGGGACAUGUUCAAGAUCAAGCACGACGUGCGCGACUACUUGAUCUCCAAGCAAGACACGGGGCUGGAGUGGACCAGUAUCUGCUGCAACGCCUUUUUCGAGAUGGGCAUCGCUUCGGGGUUUUUCCAGCUGGACUGGAAAUCUAAGAAAGCCGUGCUGGUCGAUGGUGGGGAGCCAAAGUUUGUGGCCACGACGCUGGAUACGGUUGCGUUGGCGGUCGUCAAGGCAAUUGAGAAGCCCGAGGUCUCAAAAAACCGGAUUCUGUUGGUCCAGGAUUUCAGGACGAGCCAAAGGGAGAUUUUGGACGCCGUGCAGCAGAAAGUUCCUGGGUGGCAGGUGGAGAAUGUUGAAUACGGAUCGUGGCUGGAGAAGGGCAAGGAGCAGGUCAGGAGCGGCGAUAAUAGCGCACUGCCAAAGUUGACUUUUGGCACGUUCGCUCAGGGAAAUCAGUACGAAGGGAGGCCAGAGUUUGGGAAUCAGGUGUUGGGUCUGCCGACCAAAUCCUUCUCGGAAGCCAUGGGGAUUUUCUGGGACGAAUACGGCGGUCAGCUGAAAGUCUAA
Messenger RNA from Fonsecaea multimorphosa CBS 102226, 915 nucleotides. RefSeq lists its product as uncharacterized. The transcript has a single exon. NCBI's taxonomy places the organism in Eukaryota, Fungi, Ascomycota, Eurotiomycetes, Chaetothyriales, Herpotrichiellaceae. Gene Ontology annotation, molecular function: oxidoreductase activity. The record is from RefSeq and is a predicted model, not a curated record. Bases 1 to 915 code for a protein of 304 amino acids.